Molecule: messenger RNA, 282 nt
Organism: Echinostoma caproni
Lineage: Eukaryota; Metazoa; Platyhelminthes; Trematoda; Plagiorchiida; Echinostomatidae
Source: the annotation of a GenBank genome assembly
AUGGCGACCUUGGAUAAUCGCGCGGCAUGUGAGAAUUGGCGUGCCAAAGACCGUCUUUGCUCGUCCCUGCUCGCAUUGUUUCCGGCCGCGUUAGUCGGCCAGGUGGUUCGUGUCACACUGUUAGAUGACAGCCAAGUCACAGGGCGGCUAGAAUCAUGCGAUGGUAUGCUAAAUCUCGUCCUAACCGGAGGCGUUCUGGUCACACCGGCCAACACAUCGAAGGAUCGAAUCGAACCGAUCACACUGGAGGAGAUCACCAUAUUUGGAAAACGUGCCCGAUAC